Molecule: messenger RNA, 881 nt
Organism: Drosophila sulfurigaster albostrigata
Lineage: Eukaryota; Metazoa; Arthropoda; Insecta; Diptera; Drosophilidae
Exons: 2
Coding region: 137-721 (194 amino acids)
Source: RefSeq, a predicted model, not a curated record
UGUGAUAGGAAACGCAUUCGAAAUCGUAAAACAGGACAAUCCAAACGGAUGUCAUCUUUACAAUUAGCUAAAAAUAAUAGUCCUCAGAAAACUCAGACUAACGUCGAUUGUACUAAAAAGGAGGGAAUCUAUUCAGAUGUGCCUUCCAAAUGAAACGCAGCAUGUGCAAUCAUAUAGUUAUAUCGCUGCUGAUAACAUUAAAGAAUUAAAUUUAGUGGAAAAACAAACUACUGUUUCAGACGGCUCAAAUGCUCUUGAACUAUCAUUUCCAUUUACUGCCCGUCAGAAUAUUUAUAGACCUCUAUGCUCCAACGAAUCUCCCAUGUCGAUUAAUGCCGAGGAGCUACAAGAUCAAUAUGAGCGCGGAACCAUUAUAAUUCGAACAUCUGGCGACACUUUAUGUCUAAAUGACAUUUUCAUCAACAAAUUCAACAACAUAAAUAUGAUUUAUUCUCAAGAUGAGAUUCCAACGCUCAGUGAAAAUGUUAUUAUAUCAUCACAUAUGUCAGCUGUACGGGAUGUAAACAAAGAUUCGAUGAUAACUCCUGCGAUUUCUCUCCCAGAGAUUUCUAAUGCACUGCCCACUAAUUGUGAUUAUUCAAGCUUUCGGUCUUAUAUAAAUGGCGAGGAUGACUCUUUUAAUUAUAUUCAUUCCACUGAGCUGAAUCGCAACGAGGAUAUCUUAAGUAAUUUGCUUGACUUGUGUGUUCGCGACUUUUAAAGUGGUAGUCAUAAAUGUAAACUUUACUAUUAUAUACUUAAAUUAAAGUCUGGAUGAUAUUUUAGACCGCUUUACAUGUAAACUGUAUAUGUUAAUAAAAAUACGAGAAUAAAUCAUUUCUAACUUCGACAGAAGAGACACCGUUUAAUUCAUGUUCAUC